AUGCAGACAAGAGGCAUCGUUCUGGAGUUGCUGGCCAGGUCCGCGAAGACCUUUCUCAACCACGUGGUCAGCCUAGACACGCCCCGGCGCAUCGGCGGCGGCCCCGCCCCGAGGGCUCCUCGCAGGGCCGCGGGGGCCCACGGAGAGGUGUGGCGGCAGAAGUCGGGCGAGCUGGUUCCCAUCCGCGUCACGCACGUGCUUCGCGCCAAGGUCUCUUCUCCGGAGAACCGCGAGCGGGGGAUCUACCUGUUCAACACGUGGCAGCAGUAUGGCGACGGCCGCAAGCGCACGAGGAAGAACGGGCUCCUCUCCGAGAAGCUCUGCAUCUGCGAGAUGCCGCUGGAGCAGAACCUGCACGCGGUGUGCAGCCGCGCCGUGGUCGAGGAGGAGAUGGCAUUCGUCGUGGACUCCACGGUGAAGGUCCUCACCGGCAAGCCGCCACCUGCGUACGAUCCAGACUACAAGUGCCCGCUACAGGUCGUCGGCGAGGAUUUCAUCGAGCACACCAUAGAGAUCGAGACGUCCAAGAGCUACCCUGGGCUCAUGACCAUGUACCACCUCUACACCGUGGACAUCGUCUGCAGCGGCUUGCCCACGGUCGAUUUCAACACGCUCGAGUUCGAGCACGCGACGGGCAAGGACCU
Molecule: messenger RNA, 644 nt
Organism: Prorocentrum cordatum
Lineage: Eukaryota; Dinophyceae; Prorocentrales; Prorocentraceae
Source: the annotation of a GenBank genome assembly